Messenger RNA from Morchella importuna, 888 nucleotides. RefSeq lists its product as uncharacterized. The transcript has 7 exons. The record is from RefSeq and is a predicted model, not a curated record. The coding region runs from base 1 to 888 and encodes 295 amino acids. Gene Ontology annotation, molecular function: acetyltransferase activity. Lineage: Eukaryota; Fungi; Ascomycota; Pezizomycetes; Pezizales; Morchellaceae.
AUGGACACCACCGAGAAAGAAAAGAUGCUCCGCGGCGAGCUCUACAUCGCCCUCGACCCCCUCCUCUGCUCCGAGCGAGAGCGCUGCGCAAAAGCCUGCAGCGACUUCAACACCAACACCGCCGCCACCCCACUAGAGCGCGCAAACCUGCUCAACAAACCUCACCACCCUCCCCACCGUCAACCCCCCUUCACCGCCGACUACGGCUACAACAUCACCCUCGGCCCGGGGAGCUUCAUAAACUUCAACUGCACCAUCCUCGACACGUGCCCCGUGCGCAUCGGCGCGCGCACGCUCUUUGGCCCCGGCAUCAGCAUAUUUACGGCGUCGCACCCGCUGUCGGCCGCGGUGCGCAAUGGGCUCAAGGGACCGGAGGAUGGGCGGCCGAUUGUGAUUGGGGAUGAUUGUUGGUUUGGCGGGAAUGUGUUGGUGCUGCCCGGGGUGGUGGUGGGGGAUGGGGUUGUGGUCGGGGCGGGGGCGGUGGUGACGAAGAGCGUACCCAGCCAUUGCGUCGUAGCGGGCAACCCAGCGAGGAUCGUGAAGCGCCUGGAGGGGUUCGUGGAGCCUGCGGGGAUGGCGGCGGCGGCGAUGGUGGUCGAGGCGAAGGGGAGGGAGAAGGAGGGGGAGAUGGAGAGGCUGGUUAAGAGACUUGAUGCCCUCGAGGGGGAGCUGGCGGGCGUCAAGGGGGAGCUGAAGAGGUUGAGUGGCUGCAGCUGUAGUCCCGAUAUUAUAUCCACCGUAUCUAGAGUACAGCCAGUCACCUCUCGCUAUAAGGAUACGGUCGGGACCGAAAAUCUAGAUCAUGAUCAGCCCAACCGACCGGCCGAGGGCGAGCAGUGGCCGUAUCUGGAAAAGACAUGUGCAGCACGCAUAAGAUCUUCUGCUUGA